Manis javanica (Malayan pangolin) is the source of this 2205-nucleotide messenger RNA. It is a transcript of the gene BARHL1, whose product is annotated as BarH like homeobox 1. The record is from RefSeq and is a predicted model, not a curated record. NCBI's taxonomy places the organism in Eukaryota, Metazoa, Chordata, Mammalia, Pholidota, Manidae. Gene Ontology annotation, biological process: regulation of DNA-templated transcription. Gene Ontology annotation, molecular function: DNA binding; DNA-binding transcription factor activity, RNA polymerase II-specific.
CGGCCAAGGCCGGGGAGGACUUUAGAGAAAAGCUGGACAAAAGUGGAAGCAACAAUUCCUCAGAUUCUGAGUACAAAGAGAGAAAUCCACUCGCGUUCAGCUGAACCCUGUCACUGCGAGCGCACAAUGAAACUCGGCAUAAAGGGAAAUGGAGAAAAAGAGGGGGAGCCCCAGACCGCGCCACUAGUUUUGGGGAAACGGCCUCCCUCUAAAGUGCUUUGCGGGGAGAGGAGCGAGAUGCUGAGCUCGCCCGAUCGGGUGUUUGUUUUCGGGCGGGUCCACCCCGCACGGAAGUGCCUGGGGGAGAAAGAAACCGCCUUUGCCGAGGCCGUUCUUGGGGCUCAGGAGCGGAGUCCAGGCUGGGGUGUCCCGACGCCGGGGUAGAAACGCGCGAGCGCACGGAGAGCGCCCCCAGCCGCGCGCCCUCUAAGGCUUCGCCUGUUUCCCGAGGCUCCGCGCUUUCGGACGCGCGCCGGCGGCCCGCCCGGCCCGACCCCGGCCCCGCGCCCUGUCUGCAGGCGGCCUAAGAAUCGGGAGGAACGGUCGCUGCAGAACCGCAUCCUUUCGGGGCCGGGAGAGACAUGGGUACAAGCGUUUGUUUUCAGGACAGCGAUUCGCUCCGAGGCGAACGGGGUUUCGUCCCUCCACGCGGGUUUUCUCCGCACUGGGGGAAAGCGGAAUCGGGGCGCAGAUGAGAAGCACAGCCCCGCGCGGCCCGUCCGGCUGGAGCCCCUGGGUCCCUAUCCUGCCCCGCGGGUCCACCGGACGCUCAGCUGCACCGCGGCUACUCGUCUACCCCUCCAGGGAGAGUCGAGGAGCGCAAGCGGAUCGAGCUCUCUGGCCUUUGGGUUACUUCUGCCCAGAGGUGCCAAUCCUCCGUCGGUAUUCGCGCCCUGGAUCCGGGGACCCACAGCCCCCACGCGCUGGAGUGCGGCGCGGCCGCCGCCGUCGGGAGCCACGCUCACACGAGCGCUACGGGCCGGCGCGGGCAGGGACGCCAGGGCGCGGGCGGACGGGCAGGCGGCGAGGCCGGGCCCUGACGUGCCGCUGUGUCUCCGCAGUGAAGGAGGAGGGCGACCGCGAGAUCUCCAGCUCUCGGGACAGCCCCCCGGUGCGCCUGAAAAAGCCGCGCAAGGCGCGCACAGCCUUCACCGACCAUCAGCUGGCGCAGCUGGAGCGCAGCUUCGAGCGGCAGAAGUACCUGAGCGUUCAGGACCGCAUGGAGCUCGCUGCGUCGCUCAACCUCACCGACACACAGGUCAAGACCUGGUACCAGAACCGCAGGACUAAAUGGAAGCGACAGACUGCCGUCGGGCUGGAGCUGCUGGCGGAGGCAGGCAAUUACUCGGCGCUCCAGAGGAUGUUCCCGUCGCCUUAUUUCUACCCGCAGAGUCUCGUUUCCAACCUAGAUCCCGGCGCCGCACUGUAUCUGUACCGCGGGCCCAGCGCGCCCCCGCCCGCCCUGCAGAGACCUCUGGUCCCGCGCAUCCUCAUCCACGGACUCCAGGGGGCCAGCGAGCCGCCCCCGCCGCUGCCCCCGCUGGCGGGUGUCCUGCCGCGCGCCGCGCAGCCUCGGUGAACCGCGCGCCCGCCGCCCCGCCGCCCCCUUUGCCUGAAGCUCGGAGGGCGCGGGUUUCAACGCCCCUUCCAGGGGCCCCCUGUCCGGCCUCCCAGGCGCCCCAGCCAGUGUCCCCGAAGGGCCCAAAGCCAAGUCUACUGAGGCCCGGGCCCCGGACUGAGUCUCCCUAACCCUCCCCGGCGGCUCCGUCAGGGAGCCACUUCCGUGGGUGUACAUACAUGCCCCCCGCCCCACCGCGGGCGCCCCUCGUCCUCCCCAGGAGCAGGCUGCACUCUCCCCCGGCUCCAUGCUCCAGCUGUACACAAGCUCUCUCCCCGCACCCCUGCCAGGCGGAGGCUUGUGUGCAGCCCCUCUGCCCGAGCGCCCGGAGCAGCAGAGCUGUACGUACGGUGCGAAGUGUAUAUGAAGUUAUUUAUUCGUGACCCACGAGCCCGUGACCGUGUCCGUGAAUCAGUGAGUCUGUGGCUUGUGCCCUCCCCGCCUUGCCCAGGCAGGGCAGGAAGGGGUCAAGGGUGCCUGCCCACCCACCCCGAGCCCCAGCCCCCACACCUCCAGCCUUCGGGGGUGGGCAGCCAGGCCCCUCGGGUUCUCUUUUUUAAAUGUCGAAAUAAACUUCUUACAAAUGA